Messenger RNA from Lactuca virosa, 734 nucleotides. NCBI's taxonomy places the organism in Eukaryota, Viridiplantae, Streptophyta, Magnoliopsida, Asterales, Asteraceae. The record is from the annotation of a GenBank genome assembly.
UCAGCGCCUCAUAGGGUUGUGACAAACACUCGUUUCCUCUCUACACCUGUCCCUCCACCGAGCCCCCUCACUCGUAUAAACCCUAAUCAAUUCACCACCAUUCUUUCAAUCUUCAUCUUCUUCGACCCAUUUAUCAAUUACUUUGAUUCGUGAUGGGCAAAUCCGGAGCUGCAGCCGGAGAUUUAUUACUACUCAUCGCUCAAAAUUUUGAUGUUCUUGCCGGGCCCGUUGUUAGUUUGGCAUAUCCUCUAUAUGCCUCGAUCAGAGCAAUCGAGACUAAAAAUGUUGUUGGUGAUGAUCGACAAUGGCUUACUUAUUGGGUCUUGUACUCCAUGAUUACUCUCUUUGAGCUCACUUUUGACAAGCUUAUUGAAUGGAUCCCGUUUUGGUCAUAUGUUAAGCUGAUUGUGACAUGUUGGUUAGUGAUACCUCAAUUUUGUGGUGCUGCAUACGUAUACGAGCACUACGUUCGACCUUUCUAUACUGGAAACCAAACCGUCAACGUCUGGUAUGUCCCACGGAAAAAAGACGCUUUUACCCCUCAUCAGGAUGAAGCCCUAGUUUCUAGACACAAGUACAUUCACGAAUACACCACCCCAGAUGCUUUUCAAUUUCAGGAAUACAUUCAACCUGCUUCUGAUGAAAUCAAGUAUUAUGGAGGUGGCGGUUUCUUCCCUGAAUAUGACUAUCGAUUUGCGGACGAAACAUUUCAAUAUCUGAACCGAAGGUUUUAG